Messenger RNA from Galleria mellonella (greater wax moth), 1930 nucleotides. It is a transcript of the gene Nthl1, whose product is annotated as endonuclease III-like protein 1. The transcript is spliced from 5 exons. Gene Ontology annotation, biological process: base-excision repair, AP site formation; base-excision repair; nucleotide-excision repair. Gene Ontology annotation, cellular component: nucleus. Bases 382 to 1806 code for a protein of 474 amino acids. The record is from RefSeq and is a predicted model, not a curated record. NCBI's taxonomy places the organism in Eukaryota, Metazoa, Arthropoda, Insecta, Lepidoptera, Pyralidae. Gene Ontology annotation, molecular function: DNA-(apurinic or apyrimidinic site) endonuclease activity; oxidized pyrimidine nucleobase lesion DNA N-glycosylase activity; DNA binding.
AGAGAGACUGAGAGACUAUUGUACAAAGAAAUCUUUACAAUUUUCUACGCCAAUGCAAUUUGAAUUUUGAAUUGCGCCAAAAACCAAAACAAAAAUAAGAAAUUCACGCCUCUAUGAGUAAAAUAAAGUGGAAAAGUUCAAUAAUUUGAAAAUAGAUUGUUAAGUACAGAAUUUAUAUAUACCUACUCUAUAUGAAUAAUACUGCAUCAGAAAUUAUACGAAUAAAAUAAAUAUUGUGUUAUUGUUAGCUUAGCAGUGAAGUGAAUAUUUAUUUUUAUAGAAAGUAUUCUGAAAUCAAUCCUAACGGUAUCCAUUGAUCAAGUUUUGUAUUUUAUUUUACACUAUACAGGAACUAUUUAUCUAUUGAGAUUUCUUAACAAAAUGCCUCGUGGAAAAACAAAAAGUAAUACCAAACAAACAAAAGUAUCGGAAUAUCCAAUGGAUUUAAAUAAACAAUGUGAUAUUCAAAAUAGUAAUAAUAAAACAAAUAAUGAGAAAAAAGCAGAGGAACAUUCUUUACAAGAACCAAGUUCUAGUAUUUCGGUUCCUGAUUUGAGUCAAUUUAAAUUCGAGAAGAAACCACACAUAAAGAUAGAAUUUGAAAAGGAUUCUCCUGUGAAAGAUGAAACUAAAGGUUUAUGGGAGCCACCAAAUUGGAAGGAGUUUUUAGUCAACCUGAGAAUCAUGAGGUCAAAUAAUGAUGCACCAGUUGAUUCUAUGGGAUGUCAUAUGUCUAUGGAUGAGAAUGCACCACCCAAAGUAUAUAGAUACCAAAGUCUCAUAUCACUAAUGCUGUCUAGCCAGACAAAGGAUCAGGUUACUUUUGCAGCCAUGGAGCGUCUUAGAGCACGAGGUCUCACUAUAGACAACAUCUUAAAUAUGAGUGAUGAGGAACUGGGUCAAUUGAUAUAUCCAGUAGGAUUUUGGAAGACAAAAGUAAAAUAUAUAAAAAAGACAACACAAACAUUGAAAGAUCAAUACAAUAGUGAUAUACCAGAUUCAGUAGAGAAACUUUGUAAACUGACUGGAGUGGGGCCGAAAAUGGCACACAUUUGUAUGAAAGUUGCUUGGAAUACAGUAACUGGAAUAGGUGUAGAUACCCAUGUACACCGAAUCAGUAACAGGAUUGGCUGGGUAAAGAAACCUACUACUACUCCAGAAGACACUCGUAAAGCCCUUGAAACUUGGCUACCAUUUGAAUUAUGGAGUGAAGUAAACAACCUAAUGGUAGGCUUUGGUCAAACUAUUUGCUUGCCUAUUAGUCCCAUAUGUAAUGAAUGUUUAAAUAGAGACAUUUGUCCAUCAAGUGGUAAGGGCAGGAAGUCGCCAAAUAAGAAAACACCAGUGAUAAAUAAUGAAGAAAAAGAGGAUCAAUUUGAUGAAAAAAAGGAUCUUAUUAAAAAGGAAAUUGCUACUAAAUCACACACACAAAAAAUUAUGCCUAGAAAAUGCCAGCUGGGUGGUAAUGAUCUAGAACCAAAGAAAAACUUGAAAACGAAUACAAAUAAAGAAGUACAAAACCCAAAUAUUACAAUAGAAACAGUAGAAUGUGAUUUACAAAAUAAUGAGAAAAUUUUGAACACUCUAUCUGCAGCAGAUAUUGAGAUGGAAGAUUUUAAAACACCUAAACAAGUACAAAUGAGAGCUAUUGAAAGUAAAAUUGAAAACAUUUCUCAGAAUAUUAGUAAGAACAAAUCUCCAUUAAAGAGAAAGUCCCUGAGAAUUAAAAAUGAACAAAAGAAUGAAAAAAUUGAAAAUCAUGGAAAACAGAAGACCAAUAAGAAAAGUAAAGUUAACAGUAAUUGAAUUUUGAUUAUAUAUUUAUAAUUAUUGAAUGUGAUAAACAUAUUAAAAGUAAAUAGUAGUAAGACUACAACUACCUCAUUCAGUGUUAAUUUGAUUUCAAUAAAAUACAAUUUUUAUUUUAAAA